CACUCGGGUGGCUGUGGAGACUGUCACUGCCUUCAUAGCUGUAAAUACACUGGGCUCAAACAGCAGCGUGAGCGUUGUGUCUCUGUGCUUUCAUUUCCUCAGGAUUUUCAAGGACGCAGGACUUCAAUCUAUUUUCAUAAGAGGAUUGUUGGAUUCUCUUAUUUUUUCCUCUUUUGGGAACGUCUCAGGAUGUGUGGCUUACUCAAUCACACAAGAAGGAUAUUUUCGGCUCUUCUGGAUAUUGAUUUCAAAGUUGAGAGUUGUUUUUGGGUUGAUUUCGGGGAUCGCUGUGUGAUUGCAUCGGGGUUUUAUUGCCAGGGUUGAUGAAAGCUGGUGAAAGUCAGACAGUGAGUCAUUGGUGAUGUUACUGCAUGACCUACUGUAGGACAACCACCACCAGAGCUGUCGAGGGAAGCGAGAGAUGCAGUGAAGAAUAACCGACACACCUCGGGUCAAAGGUUAAACGCUCACCAGGAAGUGGAGGUGCAGGAUGCAGUCUCUCGCCCAGGAGCAGCCGUUGGCCCUCACCGCGGUGAAGUCACACUGUCCGACCAAUGGGAAAGAAGAAGAGGUGAAAUCAGAUGCAGAUUCCAUGGAGGAAGAGGCCGAGUUUAACUGGGAGGAGUACAUGGAGGAAACGGGGGCCAACGCCGCUCCUCACACCACCUUCAAACAUGUGGAGAUCAGCCUGCAGAGCAGCUUCCAGCCCGGUAUGAAGCUGGAAGUGGCCAAUAAGAGCAGCCCGGACUCGUACUGGGUCGCCACCAUCAUCACCACGUGCGGCCAGCUGCUGCUCCUGCGCUUCAGCGGCUACGGCGAGGACCGCAAGGCCGACUUCUGGUGUGAUGUCAUGACGGCCGAGCUGCACCCGGUGGGCUGGUGCACCCAGAACAACAAGACCCUCAUGCCCCCCGAAGAUAACAUUUACCUAAGAAAAGCCAUCAAGGAGAAAUACAGCGACUGGACAGAGUUCCUGGUUCAGGACCUGACCGGCGCCAGAACGGCACCGGCCAACCUGCUGGAGGGGCCUCUGAGAGGUAAGAACACCGUGGAUCUGAUCGUCGAGGGCUCGGUUCUGGAGCUUCAGGACGUCUCGGGCCCGUUCCUCUACUGGCCGGUCCGAGUCAUCCAGAACGUGGGAGGGAGGCUGCGUCUACGCUACGCUGGCCUCUCUGAGGACCACCAGGCUCAGGACAACUGGCUGUUCUACCUGGACGUCAGGCUCCGCCCGUUCGGCUGGGCUCUGGAGAACCAGCUCGCCUUAGAACCGCCGACAGGACUCAGGUCGCUGAAGAGCGCCGCCGACUGGCAGGAAGCUCUGGAGGACGCUAGACAGAAGAGCUCGCUGCCGCUGGAGGUGUUCAAGGACCACGUAGACCUGCCCGAGCACUCCUUCAAGACGGGGAUGAAGCUGGAGAUGGUUUCUCCGUGGGAGCAGCUACAGAUCUGCCCUGUUUCUGUCACCAAGGUCUACAACGAGAGCUACUUCCAGGUAACGCUGGACGAUCUCUCCGUUGACACUAAGCCACGGUUCGUGGUGUGUCACGCCAACUCGCCCGGCAUCCUGCCCGUCCAGUGGUGUCUGAAGAACGGCGUGGGUUUGGAACGGCCUCGGGGCUUCGAGGGCCAGGACUUCGACUGGGCCGACUACCUGAAGCAGGGCGGGACGGAGGCGGCCCCCGACGCCGGCUUCCCUGAUACAUGGCAGAACAGAGGCUUUGCCAAGGACAUGUGGCUGGAGGCGGUGAACCCUCACCGGCCAGCGGAGGUGUGUGUGGCUCAGAUCACACAGGUCAGAGGACGCCUGCUGUGGCUCCGACUGGAAGGUGUGGCGAAGCCGCUGUCAGAGUGCAUCGUGGACGUCGAGUCCAUGGACAUCUUCCCUGUCGGCUGGUGUGAGGCCAACGCUUACCCUCUGACCCCUCCACUCAAACCUGUCUGCCAGAAGCAGAAGAAGAUAGCGGUGGUCCAGCCAGAGAAACAGUUGGCUCCGUCCCAGCCGUUAGAGACGAAGCCUGUCAACCUCUGCCAGCCCGUCGUCAUGGAUCCAGGCUCAGCCAAUGGCAGAUACUGCUGCUCCAAGAUUUUUGUCAACCACCGCUGUUUCUCAGGACCCUACCUCAACAAGGGACGCAUCGCCGAGCUGCCGCAGGCCGUCGGGCCCGGAAAAUGCACGCUGGUCCUCAAAGAGCUGCUGAGCAUGCUGAUCAACGCCGCCUACAAGCCCGGACGAGUCCUGAAGGAGCUGCAGGAGCUGGAGGAUCAGAGCUGGGACUGCCAAGAGGAGACCCUCAAAGCCAAAUAUAAAGGGAAAACCUAUCGCUCCACCAUCCGGAUCGUCCGCCUCGCAGACCAGAUCCCAGAGUUCUGCCGUAAGGUGUGCGUGAAGCUGCAGUGCUGCCCGAACCUCUUCAACCCCGUCUUCGUCACCGACAAGUGCCCAGAGAACUGCUCCGUUCAGACCAAAACCAAAUACACUUAUUACUAUGGGAAGAAGAGGAAGCUGUCCAAGCCGACGGGAGGAGAGGAGGCGGCGGAGGGAGACCUGGCCAAGCCGGCGCGCCGCAGGAAGAAGAGGAAAGCUAUCUUUGUGCAGAAGAAGAGACGCUCGUCCGCUGUGGACUACACUGCUGGCUCGCCGCAGGACAGCGACGAGGAUGAGGAGAUGAUGGCGUUGCAGUCGGGCAGCGAAGGCACCAGCUCGGAGCCACGCGAGGACCACACCGACGCCUCCUCCGUGGAGGUGACCAGCAGCCGCCCUCGCCGAGCCGUGACGCUGCGCAGGGCCUUCAGCGUCGGCAACACUACGGGCAGCCACGAGGCCCCCGAGGGCCGCAGGAGGUCGACUCGCUCGCUGUCGGCGUACAACCAGAACACCAAGUACCAGCCGCCCAAAGGACAAGACAUGCAGGUGCAGACAGAGAGACGGCACACUGAUGCAGGUUCAAGCCGCACAGUGGUGGAGGAAGAGGAGGGUCAGCUGGUUUUGGACAGAAAUCCUCUGGAGUGGAGCGUAGACGAGGUCGUUCAGUUUAUCAACUCUACUGACUGUGCAUCCCUGGCCAACAUCUUCCAGGAGCAGGACAUCGACGGUCAGGCCCUCCUGUUGCUAACUCUGCCCACCGUACAGGAAUGUAUGGACCUGAAGCUCGGCCCGGCCAUCAAGCUGUGUCACCAGAUAGAGCGCGUCAAGGUGGCGUUUUACAGACAGUACGCCAACUGAUCAAGGAGCAGCACGACUGGGAACUGUUGGAUUAGCUGCCUCCUCGUGGAACGUUUUGGAUAUGUGGAGUUUACGUGCAACAAGAAGGGAUAUUUUCUGGAGCGGUUGCGUUUGAAAAGCACAAACUAAGUUACAACAGGAGGAGGUUUCCCUACGAGACGUUGAAGGAUUAAUUUCUGGGAUACCGUCGGUGUGAAAAUGUGAUGCAGUACAAAAACUUCCCUACUGCCGACUCCGGCAGACGAAAACACAUUGGAGUGGAUUUACCGAUCUGUGAAGAAGUUAUUAUGAGAAGAAGCUGAGGACUCGGUUCUGAAGACAUUUGUGUUGAUUUAUUACUUUUCAUUUCCAUUUCAUUUGUGAUAGAGGAGCAUUAUAGCUUUUAAGUUAAAAAAAAAAAAGAAUUAUUGACCAUAAAGAGUUUUUCCCUUUUUUUUGUGUGACAUGAUUGGUUCUGAAAAAAAUAUAUUUGAAAGUAUUUAACAAACCAAGAAGUAAUAUAUUUGAAAUAUUUAUUGUUAUCCUUAUUUAUAAGGAGUAAUCUAUUUGGAUUUAGAGAAUUGAUCAGUUAUAUAAUUAUGUCCACAUUAACUCCUUUUCUGCUGGAACAAACCCCUAAAAGUUAUUUCACAAACAGAAACAGAAUCUACAUUUAUUUAGAUUUACACUUUGUGUUCAUAAGAGGAAAAAGCAGAAGAUAAGCCCUUCUAAAAUACUUUGUGUUGUGUUGCUCACUUCUCAUUGUUACAAUCACAUGAAACAAUCAUGUAAACUAUUUUGUGUCCAUCUAUGCAAAUGUGUUGCAGAUAUUUUUGAUAAGUAAGAAAAUAAAUUUCUAUUGAUUUUU
This is a messenger RNA of Sebastes umbrosus (honeycomb rockfish), 4070 nucleotides long. RefSeq names its product Scm like with four mbt domains 2 (gene sfmbt2). Gene Ontology annotation, biological process: regulation of DNA-templated transcription. The record is from RefSeq and is a predicted model, not a curated record. Gene Ontology annotation, cellular component: nucleus. The transcript is spliced from 21 exons. The coding region runs from base 491 to 3223 and encodes 910 amino acids. Lineage: Eukaryota; Metazoa; Chordata; Actinopteri; Perciformes; Sebastidae. Gene Ontology annotation, molecular function: transcription corepressor activity; histone binding.